GGGCGCUAUCCUGCAGAGGAGCUCAAGUGUCAGAGAAAGAGACGGACGUAACAGAAGACUGCACUCGCCUUUCCUCCGGCUGGGCGGAUGACUCAGCUGUUUGUGUGCAGAGCCUUGAAACGCAGGACGAACACGCAUCUAAGUAGUUUUUGAAGCACAAAAAGGCUCUGCAUUCUCCGUUUAAGCUGUAAUCAUGGGCAAAAACCUGCUGAAGAAUCCCAGUGGGGAAGAGCAGCUGGAAUUCUGGGAGCUGACGGAGAAUGGCGGGAGUCAGUGGAAGGUGGAGGACAUGCCGGGAGACUGCGGCUUCGACUUCUGCUUGGACGGAAUGACCGCAUACUUCGCUACUUCCUUUGAGCUGUGUCUGAAGAGACAGGUGAUCAACUUGUUAGCGGAGGAAUACGCCACCGAACAGCUGGACGCUCAGCCGGCCGUCACAGUGGAAGACUGGUACUGCGGGAGGACGGAUUGUGGCUGCACCUACCAAAUGACCGUGUGUCUGCUAGAUGAGAACCAAGAGGUCAUACAGGAGUUCAAAAAUGAGCCGGUGACUCUCGACCCCGACUCUGACGACUGCUCGUGGAAACAGGUCAGCCAUACAUUUACUGACUACGGCCCUGGAUUGCGUUUCAUCUCCUUUGAACAUGGAGGACAAGACACCAAGUACUGGGACGGCUGGUUCGGAGUCCGAGUCACCGGGAGCUCUGUUACAGUCCAGGUCUGAACGAGAGUAAAAAGAGAGAGAGGGGAGGGGAACCAAGUAGUUGAAGGUGGAGAACUAGAGUAAUAUAGAGACUCCAGGGUGGAGUGUAGGUUUCCAGGUUCCAAGAGGACCAGCUUCGCCUUGUGCACCUAGCUAACACCUGUGUUUAUAAUGCAUAACGCUGUUCAUGCUGUGGAAACAUAAUGCUGAUAUGAAGACUGUACUGAGAAAGAAAAUGGAAGCAAGGCAGCUGUACUAACUUCAAAAUAUUAAAAUGACUGCUUGCAACACAGAUAUGAUCUGAUAAUUACUACCUCUGCACGGUGACUUUCCCCAGUGUUAAACUAAAUCCUGUGUUUGGUUGGGUGGAGGUGGUGUAACACUAAAAUAGGAAUUAAAAUGAUGAAAUAAAUC
Anoplopoma fimbria (sablefish) is the source of this 1117-nucleotide messenger RNA. RefSeq names its product F-box protein 2 (gene fbxo2). Gene Ontology annotation, biological process: SCF-dependent proteasomal ubiquitin-dependent protein catabolic process; glycoprotein catabolic process. The record is from RefSeq and is a predicted model, not a curated record. Gene Ontology annotation, molecular function: ubiquitin protein ligase activity. The transcript has 7 exons. NCBI's taxonomy places the organism in Eukaryota, Metazoa, Chordata, Actinopteri, Perciformes, Anoplopomatidae. Gene Ontology annotation, cellular component: cytoplasm; SCF ubiquitin ligase complex. The coding region runs from base 194 to 724 and encodes 176 amino acids.